Salvia splendens (bonfire salvia) is the source of this 624-nucleotide messenger RNA. RefSeq names its product EG45-like domain containing protein. The transcript has 3 exons. The record is from RefSeq and is a predicted model, not a curated record. Lineage: Eukaryota; Viridiplantae; Streptophyta; Magnoliopsida; Lamiales; Lamiaceae. Bases 50 to 439 code for a protein of 129 amino acids. Gene Ontology annotation, cellular component: cell wall; apoplast. Gene Ontology annotation, biological process: systemic acquired resistance.
ACUAGCUUAAAUCCUCAGCAAGAUCACAUCUACAACUCAAACAAAAAAAAUGGGUUUUGCAAGAAUAAUAAUGGUGGCUGUUGUUGCAGCUAGCAUAGUUUCCAUGGCAUCUGCCAUCGCUGGAACCGCAACAUUCUACAGCCCGAUUGUCCCGUCAUCAUGCUACGGGUUUGAAGACAGAGGCACAAUGGUAGCAGCUGCAAAUCCCGCACUAUUCAACAAUCGUGCAGCCUGCGGGGACAGAUACACCGUCCAGUGCACUGGGCGCACAAACGAUGGGGUGCUGCAGCCAUGCCGCAACGGCCCCAUCACUGUCACCAUCGUUGAUCUCUGCCCGGGUUGCGCUGCCGACCAGAUCGAUCUCUCUGAGCAAGCUUUCAACCAAAUUGCUGACCCUGCCGCAGGAAGGAUCAGGAUUGAAUAUAACCGGGUGGUUUGAUUGAUUCAAGGAUGGCAAAAAUAACAUCUUAUUUAUAUAUGGAUCUUUUUCUUCCUACAAUGUUUUAUUACUACAACUUCUUGUCAAUAAAUGGCCGGGAUAUAUAUACUGGCCUCUUGGAAAAUGAUGUACUAGUCACUUUAUUUGGAAUAAACAAUUUAUUAUAUGAUGUAUGUCCUAUGAAA